AUUAUUCGUUCGACGUUCGCCGUUCGCCUCGUAAAAGUUGCGGAGGAAAGUUCGAUCCUCACUGGUCGCGUUCGAUUUGUGGGUUGAUUGUUUUCGGUAAUUUCCGUGGCCAAAAUGGACUAGAUUCGAGCGGAAAAGUGCUAUAAAGUGUUCCCCGUAACGUAGUCUCAAAGCUGCUGUUGAUAAACGUUGAUAAUUUACUGAUAGAGAUAGAAGCAAUCUACCCGUGGAAAGUGGUCCGCCAUCCGUGGAGGGAAACGAGUUGUAGGAGCGGACAAUGAUCGGCGGACUUUUUGUCUACAAUCACAAGGGCGAGGUGCUGAUCUCCCGCGUGUACCGGGAUGACAUCGGCCGGAAUGCGGUGGACGCCUUCCGGGUGAAUGUGAUCCACGCGCGGCAGCAGGUUCGCUCGCCGGUGACCAACAUCGCUAGGACCAGCUUCUUCCAUAUUAAGCGCGCAAACAUUUGGCUGGCCGCCGUCACCAAGCAGAAUGUGAACGCCGCAAUGGUGUUUGAGUUUCUUCUGAAGAUCAUCGACGUGAUGCAGUCCUACUUUGGCAAAAUCUCUGAGGAGAACAUCAAGAACAACUUUGUGCUGAUCUAUGAACUGUUAGAUGAAAUUCUGGACUUUGGCUAUCCGCAAAACUCGGAUACCGGCGUGCUGAAGACGUUCAUUACCCAGCAGGGUGUCAAGACUGCCACGAAGGAGGAGCAGGCCCAAAUCACGUCCCAGGUGACCGGUCAGAUCGGCUGGCGUCGGGAAGGCAUUAAGUACCGCCGGAAUGAGCUAUUCCUGGACGUCCUAGAGUAUGUUAAUCUUCUCAUGAGUCCCCAGGGUCAAGUCCUGUCGGCACACGUUGCCGGCAAGGUCGUAAUGAAGUCCUAUCUUUCAGGUAUGCCCGAGUGCAAGUUCGGCAUCAACGAUAAGAUCGUGAUGGAAGCGAAGGGACGCAGCGGUAUCUCCGGCAAUGCGGACAAUGAAGCGUCCCGUUCGGGCAAACCGGUGGUCGUGAUUGAUGAUUGCCAGUUCCAUCAGUGCGUAAAGUUAAGCAAGUUCGAAACGGAACACUCGAUCAGCUUCAUCCCGCCGGAUGGGGAAUUCGAGCUGAUGCGCUACCGCACGACCAAGGACAUUUCGUUGCCAUUCCGAGUGAUUCCGUUGGUGCGCGAGGUCGGUCGCACGAAAAUGGAGGUCAAGGUGGUGCUCAAGUCGAACUUCAAACCAUCGCUGCUGGGGCAGAAGAUCGAGGUGAAGAUUCCGACGCCGCUCAACACGUCCGGAGUACAGUUGAUCUGCCUCAAAGGCAAGGCCAAGUACAAGGCGUCGGAGAAUGCCAUUGUGUGGAAAAUCAAACGGAUGGCCGGCAUGAAGGAAACGCAACUGUCGGCUGAGAUCGAACUACUCGAGACCGACACGAAGAAGAAGUGGACCCGACCGCCGAUCUCGAUGAACUUUGAGGUACCGUUCGCGCCGUCCGGAUUCAAGGUGCGCUAUCUGAAGGUAUUUGAGCCUAAGCUGAACUACUCGGACCACGAUGUGAUCAAAUGGGUGCGCUACAUCGGUCGCAGCGGGCUGUACGAGACGCGCUGUUAAUAACCCAUAGGAAAUCAAUAAUUCUGCUGAUUGCAAAAAUCUUUUGGCUCUCGAUAUUCGUGGUACAAGUUUACCCACUACUAUUGCUAGUAGUAGGAUUGAUAAAAAAAAAACAAAAAAUGAGGACCGAUCGAUGGUCACACAAAUCACGAAUUACCAGCAUCUCUAUGUUCUAUUCGAUAGGGAUGUCAGGUCUGUAUCGACGACAUUCUUCGACCCUGUUAUUGUGGAUUAAUUUAAUUCAUCGACGUUGAGAAAUUGUGAAACAUACACACUUACAUACACGCGCAGAUAGUGCAUACAAAGAUUUUCAUUGAAUGUGAAAGGUAAUUGUGGAAAACUAUUAUUAUCAAACGCAGAACUAUUGGACAAAAGCAAGAGUUAUCAAAGUAUGUUUAGGCAAACAGGCUAGCAGCAAAUGCUCCUUAUUCUCGUUAUUAUGAUUACACACAUUAUAUAUAAAGUAUAAAAGGUAACAAUAAUAAAAUAUGCAUAGUUCAUCCUCUAAAACAAACUCGAUUUAAUUAGCAGAUUAGACCAUUGAUUGGAAGAAUGAGACGAUGUAGGCUAUUCUAGUAAACAAAAAAAAAAAUGCGAUAAUGUUGGAACAAAAAAUCAAUACAUUUUUCCUCUUAUAACUCCUAUUUAAUAGAUGCAUUAUGGAUUUUCCAUUAUUGGUUACUAAUUUGGGUACCGACCUACCAACCAACCAAGCCAACCAAUAAUAAUGAGUUGAAUCUCAACCUACCAUUCGCCGCUUCAUUUUCCCAUCGUCGCUGUGUGUAAAUACUUGUUGUUCGGUUUGAAGCUUUUCUAACGAUUUUUCUCGAUCCAUUCCAUUAGUUUGAUUCUGCAUCCUUUUCUUCUGUUAGAAAGUCUUUUUAUUUUCGUUCAACAUCAGUAGCAACACUAGAAUGAUAAGAUUCGAAUCGAACUAAGAAAAAAAAAAACUGUGUGUACAAAACCAAUACACAAGGAUCCCCCACACGUUGUAAAUGAAGGAAACUAUGAAGGUGCAUCAUAACCACGAGAGUAAACUA
Messenger RNA from Ochlerotatus camptorhynchus, 2634 nucleotides. RefSeq names its product adaptor protein complex 2, mu subunit (gene AP-2mu). The record is from RefSeq and is a predicted model, not a curated record. Bases 278 to 1594 code for a protein of 438 amino acids. Lineage: Eukaryota; Metazoa; Arthropoda; Insecta; Diptera; Culicidae. The transcript is spliced from 7 exons. Gene Ontology annotation, cellular component: cytoplasmic vesicle; AP-2 adaptor complex. Gene Ontology annotation, molecular function: clathrin-cargo adaptor activity. Gene Ontology annotation, biological process: intracellular protein transport; clathrin-dependent endocytosis.